AAUAUGCCCAGUUCUGUCUCUUUUCGCUAGAAAAAACCUUUUGCUCUCAUUUCUUUUAGCACCUGAGUGUCUAAUAAUAAUAACACACACAUAGUAACAUCAUAAACUCUUCUCUAUUUGCAUAGCCAAUGAUCAAACACCAAAAUAGUCUCUCCUAUCAUCGUUUUUUGAUACAAUGACCAUUGACGAGCCUGAGCCUAAUUCCAAUUCCGACCCCAUCUCAGAGUGGCUAGAUACUUUAUCUGAUGUUCCAUCCUUCCUUGACGAACCUUAUAAUUACCCCGAGGAUUUCAAUUUCUAUGGAGACUCAUGGUGGAUUCCUCCAAAUCAAGAUAAGCAUAUCGUUAAUCACGAUAUCAUCGACAACAAUAUUUGUACCUCAUUCAACUAUAGCUCCCCGGUCAACGCAGCAACUAGCACAAUUCCUCCCGAGCCUAUCAUUUUGGAUCUGUCCAAGAAGAGGAAAACAUCAGGCUCUGAAUCUGAUCAUAAUCCAAAGGUGUCAAGGAAGAAUCGGAACCGUCACACUAAUGAGGCCGACGAAAUGAAGAAAUCAACAGGACACAAGAGAGUAACAAACAAAUCCACAACAAAUAACUGUAGCAAUAAAGAAGGAAGAUGGGCAGAGCAUUUGCUCAACCCUUGUGCUGCAGCUAUUACUGUUGGUAACAUGAACCGCGUGCAACAUCUGUUGUACGUUCUCCACGAGCUCGCGUCGUUCACAUGCGACGCAAACCAUAGGCUCGCGGCUCAUGGACUCCGCGCGCUGACACAUCAUCUCUCUUCCCCUGGCUCAUCCUCUUCAUCCGUUGGUGUUACAAAUUUCGCUUCUGCAAAUCACAAAUUCUUCAGGGACUCGUUGAUCAAUUUCAAUGAUAUUAAUCCCUGGUUUCGAAUCCCGAAUAACAUCGCAAACUCAGCCGUUCUACAAAUUCUUGGAGAACACGAUAAGCUAAAGAACCUUCACAUCCUUGAUAUUGGAGUCUCUCACGGCGUUCAGUGGCCAACUCUUCUUGAAGAGUUGACUCGACGAUCAGGUGGGCCACCACCGUUAGUUAGACUAACGGUUAUUACGCCCACCGUAGAGAACGCAGAAUUAGGAGGCACCCCAUUUGUGAUCGGCCCGCCUGGUUACAAUUUUUCAUCGCAACUGCUAGCUUUUGCUAAGGCUAUCAACAUCAAUCUACAGAUCAACAGACUGGACAAUUUCCCUCUACAGAAUCUUAAUUCCCAAGUCAUCAAUUCUUCAGAGGACGAAAUAUUAGUCACUUGUGCUCAGUUUAGACUCCACAAUUUGCAUCACAAUAACCCGGAUGACCGAACGGAGUUCUUGAGAAUACUGAAGAGUUUGGACCCGAAAGGAGUAGUUGUGAGCGAGAACAAUAUAGAUUGUAGCUGCAACAGUUGUGGGGACUUCACGACAACGUUCUCGAGGCGAGUGGAGUACUUAUGGAGGUUUUUGGACUCGACAAGUGUAGCGUACAAAGGACGUGAGAGCGAAGAAAGGAGGAUGAUGGAAGGGGAAGCUGCAAACGCAUUGACAAAUAUGGGAGAAAUGAAUGAAAGGAAGGAGAAAUGGUGUGAAAGAAUGAGGAGUGUUGGCUUUGUAAAGGAAGUGUUUGGAGAGGAUGCCAUUGAUGGAGCUCGGGCGUUGUUGAGGAAGUAUGAUAGCAAUUGGGAGAUUAGAGUUGAAGAGAGAGAUGGCUGUGUUGAUCUAUGGUGGAAAGGGCAGCCUAUUUCUUUCUGUUCAUUAUGGAAGACAUGAGAAUUUGAAAUUCCAAUCAAUUGUAGAGCAACUCAAUUUUAGUUUCAGGAAUGUAUGAACUGUCAAGUAAUCAAAAGUGUAGUUCCUCGUGUAUCUGCCUACCAUGUUAGACAAUAUACUGAUUAGUGUAUUUGCAGAGGCAACAAGUCAAAAAUCAUCUAGUAUUUCUCUA
Messenger RNA from Nicotiana tabacum (common tobacco), 1937 nucleotides. Its product is annotated as protein NODULATION SIGNALING PATHWAY 1-like. The record is from RefSeq and is a predicted model, not a curated record. Lineage: Eukaryota; Viridiplantae; Streptophyta; Magnoliopsida; Solanales; Solanaceae.